This is a messenger RNA of Bipolaris maydis ATCC 48331, 1376 nucleotides long. Its product is annotated as D-isomer specific 2-hydroxyacid dehydrogenase. Gene Ontology annotation, molecular function: glyoxylate reductase (NADPH) activity; NAD binding; hydroxypyruvate reductase [NAD(P)H] activity. NCBI's taxonomy places the organism in Eukaryota, Fungi, Ascomycota, Dothideomycetes, Pleosporales, Pleosporaceae. The record is from RefSeq and is a predicted model, not a curated record. Gene Ontology annotation, cellular component: cytosol.
AGUUCAACGAGCCAUACACAUACUUUGUUUUUUUGCUCUCUCUCUUUCCAUUCUUAGCUUCACGCAGGGCUGAUUCUUAGAAGGAGGAUUAUUUUUUUUAGAAAAAUAAAUAAUAAAGAGGGAAAUAGUACGUAGGAAGUUUUGGGCAAAACGCAAUGGCGUCGGUACCCCACGACGCAGGCGUAGUCGAUGGCGCUGCAAAACCCACGAUUCUGCAUCUCGGCGACGAUAUACGAUGGAACCACGAGCUGUACGGCGAGUUGCAGGCCCGGUUCCAUGUCGUGCGGACGUAUUCGAUGGGCCGGGAGGCGUUUAAGCAGGCGCUGCGGGAGAGGCGGUGGGGGGACUUUGUAGGCAUGUACCGGCCGUUUUGGAAUACUGGGGGGGAAAUGGGGAAUUGGGAUGAGGAGUUGAUCUCUCUGCUCCCUGCUUCUUGUAAAAUCUACGCCUCAGCAGGCGCAGGCUUCGACUGGGUCGACACGCGCAGUCUAGCCUCGCACGGCACCAUCUACUGCAACGCAGCAUCCGCCUGCACCGAGUCCGUCGCCGACGCCGCCAUUGUGCUGAUUCUGUCGUGCUACCGCGCAAUCACGUGGUCUUUUCUCGCCGCGCGCUCCCUGUCAGAAGACCAGUUCCACGAUGCCAACCGCAACAUUGCGGCCGUGACGCACAACCCGAACCACAGCGUGCUCGGCAUCAUCGGCCUCGGCCGCAUCGGCAUGCGCAUUGCAGAAAAAGCGACGCGCGCGUUUGAAAUGCGCAUCGCGUACUACGACGUCGUGAGGCAGGAUGAACAGCGGGAGAAGAGCGUCGGAGCAACGUAUUGCGCGACGCUGGACGAGUUGCUGGGUAUGUCUGAUUGCGUGGUGCUGGCGACGCCCUUUGAAGGCGAAGUGCUACUUUCGACGCCGCAGUUUAACCAGUUUAAGCACGGAGCGCGGCUGGUGAAUAUUGCGAGGGGGAAACUAAUAGAUGAGGAGGCGCUGAACAAGGCGUUGGAUGAGGGGAGGAUCGGUGCGGCAGGACUCGAUGUCCAUGCCGACGAGCCGCGUGUGAAUGCGCGGUUGGCGACGAGGAACAAUGUCAUGGUUCUGAGUCAUACGGCGGGUGCCAGUGUAGAGAGCCAUAUAGGGUUUGAGCGGCUGGGCAUGGAGAAUCUGUUGGGGUGGUUGAGAGAGGGGGAGAAGGGAUGUGUUAGUGCGGUCAAUCUGCAGUGGUUGAAGAGAGAGUGAUGGAUGGAGAAAGUCUUGAGGUUUGACGAGAGGAGGAGAAGACGUCGAUACAAUACAGGUAAGAGUGUUUUUUUUUGCUAGAAAUUCAAUCAAGAUUAGAUGAUUUUACAUUACCAGGCAGACAAAUGCAAGCAAACGAAAAAC